Eutrema salsugineum is the source of this 721-nucleotide messenger RNA. RefSeq lists its product as uncharacterized. The record is from RefSeq and is a predicted model, not a curated record. The transcript is spliced from 2 exons. The coding region runs from base 344 to 514 and encodes 56 amino acids. Lineage: Eukaryota; Viridiplantae; Streptophyta; Magnoliopsida; Brassicales; Brassicaceae.
UUCACCAUCAACACUAAUUACUCUCCUUCUUCUUUAUCAUGUUUUUCUUCUUAUUACCAUCUCUCUAUUAUAUACUCUUCCAGGUCGAAUCUUGAUCACACAAACCCCAAAAGACAAGUUUUUGUCUUUUUUCAUUUGUUAAAAGAGGUUAUUUGUCUAGUUUGUGUUUAAGUCUUCGAUUGAGUACUCGGGGUAGGGUUGGAUCGGAAUCGGAUCAUUGAUUUGGACCACCUGGCGACAUUAACAAGAGAAAAGUGUUCGGCUUUGGCACGGUCUUGCUACGUACCGUCAACCACUACUUGUUCUGACGACAUUAUUGGUAAAUCGAACACGAAAGUCGAAGAUGGUCUUGGCUUCCGAGGAGGAGCAGGAAGACGACGGUGGCGGAAGCAUCAGCCGUCUAAAAGACACGGCGGCAGAAGCUGCACUGCCGUAUCCAGCGAGCCUUGCCGUCUCAAAAGCAACCUCAAGAUCAAGACGGAAGUCGAUAAAGGAUUGGAACAGAGGAAAGUAAGCUGGCCAGAUGCUCAUGGCCAAGAUAUUGCUCAUGUUCAAGAGUUUGAGCUUAGCGCGUCGGAGGAUGGAGAGCAUGCAGGACAUUCUAAAAGGAAAUAUUGUGGUGCCUGUAUAAUCCAAUGACAUAGUUUUCUUUUUCUUCUUUUUCUUACCACUGUGUCUGAAAUGAGUUGAAUCUAGUAGCCAGUUUUUCGUAAAUCCAGUA